Molecule: messenger RNA, 552 nt
Organism: Chlorella variabilis
Lineage: Eukaryota; Viridiplantae; Chlorophyta; Trebouxiophyceae; Chlorellales; Chlorellaceae
Exons: 6
Biological process (GO): protein phosphorylation; signal transduction
Cellular component (GO): cytoplasm
Molecular function (GO): ATP binding; protein kinase activity
Source: RefSeq, a predicted model, not a curated record
CUGGCCCGCGCUGCAGAGUACAUGGCGGGGGGCAGCCUGAAGAGCGCUCUGGCGCGCAGGGCGGACAUCGUGGCAGGCCCGCUGACGCGGGUGGUGCUGGCGCUGGAUGCCGCCAAGGGGAUGGAGUACCUGCACAGCAAGUCGCUGGUCCACUUUGACCUGAAGUCGGCCAACCUGCUGCUGGGCUACCGCGACCGCCGCCCGAUCUGCAAGGUGGCAGACUUUGGGCUGAGCAAGCAGGCAAGCAGCUGGCGGCGGUGCUCCCAGCGCGGCACGCUGCCGUGGACGGCCCCAGAGAUCCUGCGCACGCCGGACGCCGUGACGGAGAAGAUCGACGUGUUUUCCUUCGGCGUGGUUAUGUGGGAGUUGUGGACAUCCCAGGAGCCGUACGCGGGCAUGAACUACCACGCCCUCAUGAUGCGCCUGGCCAGCCCCAAGGAGCAGCUGCGCCCGCCGCUGCCCGGCAGCCCAGAGUGGGAGGAGCUCGCGCCUGGCUGGUGCACUCUCAUGGAGCGCUGCUGGGCCGACAGCCCCGCCGCCCGACCCACAUUC